UAUGGAGUAUUAAAAUAAAAGAUGCCAAUGAGGACGAGUGGCAAAGUUGUUGAUUGUUUAUUGAAUGAUUUCAUUGAUUUGACAUCAUCAUUUAGUUACUGGUUAACAAACAAGGCAUGAAAUGGGCUGUUUGCAGUCUUCGGAAAAGAAAUCGCAAUUGGACGAAGAAAGCAAAGACACAAAACCUAAAGUUUAUAGCUGGGAAACACGUGGGGACGUUGAUACAAGUAAUUUUAUCAUCCAGAAUGAAGUGGAGCAAGUUGUUGGUAGAAUGCCAGGACAACUAAGCGGACAGCAAUGUAUUAUUCAAAAUUGUGAAAAAAGUGACAUCUAUAUAUUUGAUCAUUCAGCUACAGUAUCUGUCGAUGAUUGCAUAAAUUGUCGAAUAUUCAUCGGCCCAAGUAAAGGAAGUGUUUACAUACGAGAUUGCUCAGAUUGCAAGUUUGUUGUGGCAUGUCAACAGUUUAGAACAAGAGACUGUAAACAAUUGGACGUAUUUUUGUGCUGCAAUACACAGCCAAUCAUUGAGUCUUCUACUGGUAUGAAGUUUGGUUGCUUUCAGUACAACUAUCCCAACUUGCAGGGUCAAUUUGAUGACGCUGGUCUCAGUAUUUUCAACAACAACUGGAGUAACAUUCACGAUUUCACUCCAGCCAAUGAUGUGAAAACAUGGACCCUCUUACCCAAGGAUGCCAAUGUGAACGAGUAUGUUCCAUUUCCUUCACCCGAUAAGUUUCCUGAAAUAGAGGUAUCUGCUGAUCUGGAUUCAAGUGUCGUUCCUGUCACUUUGGGAUCACGAAGAAAGACGUCGGAUGAGUCAUGCUUAGUGGUCUUCUUUCCCAGAAAUGGAGCGACACACAACGCGAAGUCUUUCCUCCGCGAAAUGCGUCUGAAUUCCUUUGACUUGGUUCGUACGAAGGAAAUUCAAAUGAGUAGUGAAGAUGCUCAACGGGUGUUUGGCAGAGAGCGUGAUUUAAGUCAUCUACAACAAGGUACUGCGAUAGGACUUGAGAUCAACGGCGAUAAUUGCGUCGAGGUUUGCAAUAAAGUUUUCAUGGCGUUGUUUGAUGGAGAAAGCACGUCGGAAGUCGCUUUCGUAUCCUCCAGCAAGGACACGGCCGAUAAAAAUAUUGACGAUUUUUACAAUUUCGUGGACAUGACAAUGUCAUAGCAACAAGUUGGUUGUUAUUUAUUUGUUCAUUGUAGAAAACCUGUUUUCGAAACCUGUUUUCUAUUUGUUCGCAUACAUAGUUAUGUAAAGUAAUAAAUGAAGAUUUAGUUGUGGUAAUAAAUCUAAAUACUGCUUUGAAUGGAGUAUUUGCCAUGGUGAAUGGCAGUUCUAAAAAAAACUGUUCAAAACCUUGGUUUGCUAUUGGUUUUCGACAGAACUUUUUAGAACUGUUAAAAUAAUUAUCAUGCAACAUGGCAAAUAAGCUAUUCAUAGCAGCAAAUAAUAAUAUAUUAUGAAUAAUCCCUUUUACUUGCAUAUGCAAACUUCGACUUUUAUUGAAAAUCAAA
Molecule: messenger RNA, 1518 nt
Organism: Xenia sp. Carnegie-2017
Lineage: Eukaryota; Metazoa; Cnidaria; Anthozoa; Malacalcyonacea; Xeniidae
Product: protein XRP2-like
Exons: 10
Coding region: 122-1171 (349 amino acids)
Biological process (GO): post-Golgi vesicle-mediated transport
Cellular component (GO): periciliary membrane compartment; cilium
Molecular function (GO): GTPase activator activity
Source: RefSeq, a predicted model, not a curated record